This is a messenger RNA of Pan troglodytes (chimpanzee), 2231 nucleotides long. RefSeq names its product serine/arginine repetitive matrix protein 3. The coding region runs from base 1 to 993 and encodes 330 amino acids. NCBI's taxonomy places the organism in Eukaryota, Metazoa, Chordata, Mammalia, Primates, Hominidae. The record is from RefSeq and is a predicted model, not a curated record. The transcript has 6 exons.
AUGAGUAUUUUAGAAGGAAUUUCCGCAAAGUCUAUCAUAAACCUAAGUCGAAAUUACUCUCUUGCCCUAGCUCGCCCGGCUUCCUUCAAUUUCGCAGCACGCUGUAAAGGCUCCUUCCUCCGAGGUCUUCAGCUGGUAACCCCUCGCUGGCUGAGUCUGACCAUCAAAACUUGCCGCGCCGGCCCGACCCGACCCGGCCGGAGCUCAGGAGCCCGGGGAGGCGCCGACGGGGGUCGGUUUGGCCCGCGGGACCCCUCCCUCGGUCAGGACAAGGAGGCGGAGAGGAGGACAGCCAUCCCCAUUUCCUCCCCGCGAGGCCGCGGAAGGGCUGGGGCCGCUGCGAGCAGAGAGAGGGCGCGGGAUGAGGCGGGCCAAUCGCAGUCAACAGGUCCAGGCCUCGGUGGGGCAGCUGAGCCGGGAGGCCGGCGCCCCCUCCCCUCGGCUCCCCGUCCCUCCCCUCCCUCGCAGGCCCGGCGCGGUAGGGGAGGCCCGGCCCGGCCCUCCCCGCCCCGCCCCGCGCGGACUCGCUGCGGCCGACUCCGCCGGGGCAGUCGGGGUGGGGGUGGGGCGGGGGUUCCCCGCCGGAGAAUCCUCCCCCGGGGCUGGCGGCGGGGGCGGGGAGCGAGAGCCGGGAAUGGAGGAUUAGGAAGGACUCCAGCUCGGCACGAGCGCGGCCCGCGCGAGGGAUCCUGGGUAAAAAGUGGCCGCGCGGCACCGGGAGAGCGCGGAGAGGAGCCGGGGUCAGGGGUCACGGCCCUGGAGCCCCGCGUGCAGAGCCCCCCACGUGAACGCAGCGAGCAGAAGGAACCUUUUUGUUUUCGACCGCGCCAGCAUGCUCCUCUAUUGACCGAGCUGCUUUUCCUGGGCUGCUGGGGAGAGGAGCUCCAUUGCGGAGCUCUUAACCCCACCCCCACCUUCCACCGCCAACACACUUCCCAACUCAACCCUUCCUCUCAACUCUCAUCCCAGCCCCCCGUCCUGAGCUUGCAAUAACGCAGUAAAUUUGCUUUAACAACAAGUGGGGGUGGUUGAAUUUACUCCUCCCUCUCCUCUCUCCUCCCCCUCCUCUUGCUGCGGUUCUUGACACUACUACAAACCAGGACUAUAAACAUAAACAUGCGUCACUGUAACGGGGCAGGUUCCCAGUAGCUGCAGCAGUGAAAGACAGUGAUUGGCUCCAGUGCUCCUAGAAGGAUUUGGGCUGAAGCCAGGGGAACAGAACCAGAAGAGGAUUCCCUUUCCAGAGACCAUCAGGCUCCUCAUGUCUUGUCUCUCCUCUCUCCCCUCGUGGUGGCUCAGGAUUUCAGUAUGGCUGAGCAGCCCAUAGAGUCAGCUGACAUGGUCAACAAAUUUAUCAAAGAAACCCCCUGGCUUUUGAAGAAUAGUACUUUAUACAUCUGGAUCUGCACAUCAGGCAAAGCUCAGAAAUAUCCGUUUAUUCUUUUAAUCACGCGGGUGUGUCUAUUUUUGGAGGAACAAGGAAACACAUAAAUGCCUGGGUUGCAUUUAUGUUGUAGUUGCAAACACCGAACAGUUAAGAAGAUUUUGCCGAAUUUUGCAAAGCAGCCAAGGAGCCGCCUUGGGAUCGUGGUAAUGCGACUGGGAGGGCCCUUGCUCUCAUUUGGCAAUAUUUUGGAUAUCCUUGAAAACGACACCAAAAUUUGCCUUAAUUUGACUAAGAAGAGGUUAAACCACAUUGAUUUUCAUCCAAAGUGAUUUUGUUAAAGCAGAUGCUUGACUUUGAUGGAAAAACUGGGAGUUGUGGAAGAUCUACCUAAACUACCAACCAAAAGCAUCACAAACCACUGAAACAGUCUGCAUCGUACAUCAGCACUUUCUUUUCAUUGUUAUUACGUAAAACCUCUGGAAGCACCUUGGGCGUUUGACAGUUUCUUUUCUUUGCUGCAGAAGGAAGCAAUCUGCUCUCUGGAAUUCUGACCUGUGGUGAACAGGACCCUGGCAAAGGCUUUGCUGGGGACUCUUGGAGGAUCCCGCCUCCAAUCUAGUACGGUUAAUUGUGGAAAAGUGUACACAUUUCUGGCUUAUCUAUGCUUUGUUAUGGGUCUGACGUGAAACUACCUCCUCCCCACCCCACCCCCCAGCAGAGAACCGAAAUCCAGUUGAAUUGUUACAGUGUUUCGGAGCUGGAGCCUUGAACUGCUUCCUUGGUCAAAUAACUUUGUUUCUGGUUGUAAAAAGGCAUUUAAGGGAAAAAAAAAAAAAAAGGAAAA